Physella acuta is the source of this 2413-nucleotide messenger RNA. RefSeq lists its product as uncharacterized. The record is from RefSeq and is a predicted model, not a curated record. Lineage: Eukaryota; Metazoa; Mollusca; Gastropoda; Physidae.
UAAACUAACAGGUGCCCUGAGGUAAACUAACAUGGCGCCACCUGGGAAAGGCUACGAGAGAGAGCAGCGACCCAGCGUGUACAGAGAAACUGCUAACGACCUAACUCACGUGUACAACGGACACACCCGCCACAACUCACAACUCAACGGCCACCACGCCCAGCAGACCCAGGGGGCCAAGCCAAACGGCCGGCCCAGCUCUGGCCACAACCAGAUGGCCCCGCACCAGUCUCGCCACACGCGGGUGGCCAGCGAUCAAAUCUACCCGGCCAAACCCCCGUCACGUCACAGCCCUCAACCGCCCAACAACGUGGAGAUCUACAGCCACAAAGAGCAGCAGAACUUAAAAGCCAUAGAAAAAUACCAUCUGAAGGAGAAGAACAUUGUCCGCGAAGGCAAGCACGCAGCCGCGGUGGAUCAGCUGUAUGAGAACGACCUCCACAACGUCCGCGUGAUUCCCGCACAGAAAACGUCAAACAAAGAUGACCCGCAUGUGACCUACUUACCUAACGGGAUGGUGUCCGAACCCCAGACAACAUCUGACCAUAAAUACAUUCAGCGUUACCUGAGUCUUAACGUCCACCAGCAUAACGGGGUGCCAGCUUCACAGGAGAUCCAGCGCCUAGAGCACAGACAUCCAGAACACAGACAUCAGGAAAACAGACAGGAAAACAGACAUCAGGAAAACAGACAUCAGGAAAACAGACAUCAGGAAAACAGACAUCCAGAAAGCAGACAUCCAACCAACCCUGAACAAGGCUCGGAUCUGAGGACGUCCUUUGACCCCCUGAAAGACAGACACAUGUGGACGAUGUGGCGGACGGCGGUCAACGGUCGCAUCGUCGACGAGGUCCGGAAACUGGAGCGCAUCAAGUCCGAGAAAGGGUCGGAGGCGUCGUUUCAGCUGGACGCCAACUCGCCGGGCGUUUACGGGCGCGCGAUCGUCGCCCCUCCUUUGAGGAGGUUCAUCAAACUGGACCAAGAGAACCCGCCCGUGGUCAACACGAUGGCCAACUACGGCCAAGGGAACCUGCAUCAGGACCAGUUCAUAUACUACGGCUUGCCUCGAGUUCAAGUAACAUACCCCAAGCCUCAUCCAAAAUAACGCGACGUUUAUUGCUCCAUUCCAAUCGUCUGCUCAAUAACGGAACACACUUCAGAAGAAAUCAGAUCUCUGAAAUCUGCCAAACAUGAAACUAAUUAUUAUUUUUCUAUUUGUGAGUUCUAAUUGAUUUGUGCCAAUACACAGCAACGGUUAUAAAUAAGACUUUGUUUAUACUGAUUGUAACAACAUUGGUAAUUUGUGGUUUCACCAAACUGUCACGGAGUUUCUCAAGUGGUGCUAACUAUACUAUUCUCAGCAUUUACACACAAAGACAACAAUUUAGACAAAAGAGUUAAAUCAUGAAAAAAAAAAUACAACUUCCGUGUUUCAAGUGAAGACUGGAGAUGUUAAACGAUUGGUUGACCCAGUUAUGGUUUAGACAUCCUCACCUGGUAUCCUAACAAACACUUCCUGCGGGAAGUAAAUCAUCAAGAGACAAAUGAAGACACAUAUCUGCCAGGACUAUAUGUGGAGUUGGAUGUUUAUGAAUGGUAUCCAUGACAACCGACAACCGUGUAAGAACGCACGUGAAAGUGAGGUCUAGUAGUUCCAGGGAGACAGGAUGGCGCAGUGGUUGAUGUAUGAAUACGUCUGGAUUCCCUUGUCAUGCACGAACGAGUCUGAUGCACUCUAUGUUUACAUUGUUUUUGUACUUUGUAAAACUUUUUGAAACAAAACAAGCUAUAAUGAGAAAGAGGAUAUAGAUCUACAAGCGAUUCAUAUUGUGUAUAAGAAUUGUUUUACUGAUGUUAGUUGAGUUAAAAAUGUAAACAGAACUUCGCGCGUUUGUUCAAUGGUAAAACGAUUAUGGAUUUAAUUUACUACCUCGAUUUUGUAUAAGUAUAAGCUGUUUGGUUGAGGUGUGUGGUCCUGUGAUAGAGCUAUUGAUACCUAAUCUUAAUACCUAGAGUUCGUUUCCAAGCUUAUCUGAACGUGCUCGACUGAAGUCGGGGAAAGUAAUAUCAACUGAUUGUAAUGGAGAUCACAAUAUCCAUUCUAAGGUCCGAGUCAUAGUAACAUAUGAAAUCUAUUUCAUCUACAAUACGGGCCGCUAUUUCUAAUUGUGUACAUUACUACACAUCUGUACGCAUGUUUUCUGAAGCUAACAGAUCAAAUUUAGUUGUACACAACUUCAACUAUGCGCAGGUAUACCUGUAUAUAUUACAAUUAUAAAGAGUGCUUAUUUCAAGAUGUUACUUAUUUAUUUUAAAACAAACUGCAGUUAUAUUUAUUAAUACAUAUUAUAUUUAUUCAUCUAUAUCAACAAAAUACUGUUACGAGCUGACGUUGAAAUAAAAUUGUGUAUUA